CCACAGUCCACUUUCAACUCAACCGACACUUCUUUUCUAUCUACCAACCCACCAUGACUACCGCACCACACAUGCCUGCCAAGGCGCACAGCUCCGAAGACGUGCACGCACGGCCAAAGGGUAACUUCAAACCACGCCCACAACCGCAACAAACCAAAUUAACCAGUCACCCUAAAGGCAUCCUCAAGAACUCCAACUCCUUCACCGGCCAAGCUCCCUCCCCUGUGACAGCCACCUCUCCACCCACCGUACCAACGAUCUCCGAGCCGGAAGAAACAAAGGAACUCACCCUCCAAAAUACCCUGCAAAACGCAGGCCGCCGGAGAUCCUCAUCGACCACGCGCCCAGGGACAAACUCGCGUCGCCAGUCCGGUGCCAGCGCCAUAGACGAAAACGAGCCUCGCCUCAAAUGGGACGAAGCAAACCUCUAUCUAACCGAGCAAGAGCGCACAGCAAAGAUGAAGAUCGACGAGCCAAAGACCCCAUACGCCCCGCACUAUGACCCCGCCGAAGACGACGAACAAAUCCGCCUCGACGAGGCUCAGGAAUCCCUCCUCAAUGCGCAGGGUAUCGCUGUUGAUGAGCUUGAGCUGGCUAAGCCCUCGCAUCGCAAGGGUGUUUCUGAAGAGGAGAUUCCGGAUUUGGAACUUGGUGAGCCAGAGGAGAACGUCCAGCCUGUGGGUUCGGAUGAUCCUCGCGUGUUCCGGGACCGCAGUAUGAGCAUGGACUCGCAUAAAAGCGAGAAGCAUGUUCAUGUUGGUGGUGGGGCGAAUGGCUCGGAUGCGCCUGCUGAUGAUCCGCUAUUGAGUACUGAGGAGGCCCGUGAGAAACACCGUCAUUUUGAGGAGCAGCGGAAGAAGCAUUAUGAGAUGCGGAAUAUUAAGGAACUGCUUGCUCACCCCGAGGAUGUGGAUGAGGAAAUGGAAGAUGAUGAUGGAUCGGAGCCUGCUCCCCCACCUCCUAUGCCUCAAAUGCCUCAGCGAUUCCGCAGUAGACAAUAGGAAUGAACUUAGGUUCCCGGGUCAUUUCCUUUUCUUUGAUAUUCUUGGUCUACUUGCUUCCCUUACGGUGGAAUCUCUAGAUUUCGGAUUGUCUUCGCACUAGUCUGCUUUCUGCUUUUUUGUCCAUGAAUAUCCCCCAGCGCAAUUUCCUUCUCUUGGUCUUCCAUUCGUUUUCGUUUCAGCUUAAAGCUGUUCCACAGGCAACGUGUUGCCCUCCUCAACCCUAGUCUUUUCCUCUUGUGAUACCUUCUCACAGGUGUUCAAUGUACUAAAUCUUCAAAUGGAACACUUAUAGUUGUAGGCUCUGUAGUCCCUCGUUGGAAUAAGCUCUAGAGAUCUGACGAUCGUCAAACGGCUUUGUACU
Molecule: messenger RNA, 1365 nt
Organism: Penicillium canescens
Lineage: Eukaryota; Fungi; Ascomycota; Eurotiomycetes; Eurotiales; Aspergillaceae
Product: PP1-complex regulatory subunit GLC8
Exons: 2
Coding region: 54-1001 (315 amino acids)
Biological process (GO): regulation of signal transduction
Molecular function (GO): protein phosphatase inhibitor activity
Source: RefSeq, a predicted model, not a curated record